Molecule: messenger RNA, 2213 nt
Organism: Drosophila erecta
Lineage: Eukaryota; Metazoa; Arthropoda; Insecta; Diptera; Drosophilidae
Exons: 1
Coding region: 144-2003 (619 amino acids)
Biological process (GO): protein processing
Cellular component (GO): plasma membrane
Molecular function (GO): metalloendopeptidase activity
Source: RefSeq, a predicted model, not a curated record
GCACAAUUCAGCAUAUGACAUGAAACGACUUAGGGUCACACCACAAUUCGCCACAACAAAAAAGUAUUUCAAAUUUCGUGUAAUUUCAUCAGACUUCUUAGAAGAAGCUGAUUAUUUCCAAAUGCGUCAGUUGAUUAACUGAGAUGAUGGGAUCCAGACCAUUCCUUAGCCUGAGCUGGCUCCUCCUGCUCGGCAGUGCAGUGUGUUCUACAAAUCCUAAUCUCGAGAUCAUGAAGCGAAUGCUUGACGACAUGGAUGAAAAAGCCGAACCAUGUCAUAAUUUCUACAACUCCUCCCAAAAGAAUCUUCAGUGGAAGGAGUUUGCGACUGUGAGCGACCAGUUCCAAUUGCUGUUCGAUGGAAUAGAAAACGAAGUAUUCGAAAAGGACAGCUUCGAGGAAAAAUUACAACGCUUCUACAAAAUUUGUUUGACUAAGAAAAGACCCAGUCAGCUAAAGUUUUUUGAGCUGGUGCCACUAGGAGAAGAUAUCACAUGGCCCUUUCUGACACCCGCCGGAAGCGAGUGGCCCAAGGAGAAGUUCAAGUGGAUAGAGGCACUGGCUCGACUGCGACGGUAUGGCAUAAAUGACGUUAUGUUCGGAAUGAGUGUACGGCAGGAUGCGGACAGCGGCCAAGCCAUUGUGGUCUUUGAAAAAAAGUUCGAUUUUCUAUUGCGGUUCAUGGAGUCGCUGCAAAAUAUUGGCUUGCCUCCCAACUUGGCAAAGGAGAUAGCGCCUUUGGAUAAAGCCCUGCAAGAAAUGUACAAAUUAGAUAUGAAUUGGGAAUACAAUGGAAACACUGCACCAGGCCACCGGAUAAGUCUACGAGAGCUGGAAAAUUAUGGGGUGUACCUAACCAAGUAUCUUGAGAUCGUCUUCCGACGCCCCUUUUCGCCAGACUUUGUGGUGCAAGUGGAGAACCUGUACUACAUUAUGGGGCUCUAUGAGCUCAUGACUGCCGUCCCUAGCCAGGUGAUGGCCACUUAUCUUGCGGCACGAUUUAACUUCUAUAUAAUGUUCACGUUCAUGAAACACGGAGGAUCAUGCGUGACUUCAAUGCGCCAUACCAUGGAAUUCGCCAGCAAUCUGCUGUUCGAGGAGCGAAUUCUGGGACGCAGGAAGCUACGUAGCUAUCAAAACCAGGCCGGAAAAAUAUUUGAUGCCAUGCGCAAGCAGAUACAUAUCAGGCUCGAAAGGAACUCCCUUGAGCUGCCAGCCGCUAUGAUUUCCACCCUGCAGCAGAAGUUGAAUGGCUUGAGCCUGAGCAUCGGCAAUCUGCCGGGAAAAGCAGGUCAUCGACGAUUCGUGACCCGAUUCUACAAGGAUCUUGAGUUUGCGGACGACGAGACGUCUGCGACUGCGCACCUGAAGGUCUUGGAGCACCGAACCCGUGCCGAGCUGAGCAUACUGGAUCAACCGAACUUCAGAGACAGACGAUACGUGAUCCAUUCUUUACCUAUUUCGAAUCAUUUCUUCGAAACUGCGAUCGAGGAAAAUGAAAACACGAUUUAUGUGGCCUACGACCUCCUGGCGGAUGAUGCCUUUGAUACCGAUAGUCAUGACAUCUUUAAGAUGACUCCGUUGGGCAUCCGUUUUACUAUGGAGAUGUUAAAAAGUCUCGAUUUGUAUAAUUGCAAACGGUAUAAAGUCAACAUGCUCGAAAUGUUCGAUGAUAACCAAAUUAUUACCGCCGGCGACAAUUGUCUAAGCUUGUUGUCUCAAGAGAAUGCGAAUAGUCAACGCGAGCAGUACCUCGUAGUGCUCCAUUUGGUCCACGAAGCCUACUUCGCAGAGGAUUCCAAGUUCAGCCAGAGGCAGCCCAACUUCACCACAAUGUCUCUGACGGAACUGUUCUUCUUCAGGUUUGGCCAGAGUUCCUUUGGGGAAACCCUGUAUUCUACCAGCGAUUUCGUAGAGGGCGGUCAACCCACAAAUUCUCUUACAAGGCUGCCUGAUUUUGUCCGGGCCUUCAACUGCUUGGCUCCAGAACAGGAGCUUAAGUAGCAUUAACAUAUUUUUCGACCAAGUACCAACUGGGAUAUCAAAUUAAUACAUUUACCACAUUGACUACCUCAUUUAAUACAGUGAUAUAAAAUAAUGUAUGUAUUUUGUAUAAAAUCAUUCGAAAUAAUGCUAAACUUUUGCAGUCUUGAAUCUUGGAACAGAAUUCGAAUUUAAGAGACCUGACAAAUGUACAGUCUUUAAAAACAUACG